Molecule: messenger RNA, 273 nt
Organism: Fusarium sp. VM40
Lineage: Eukaryota; Fungi; Ascomycota; Sordariomycetes; Hypocreales; Nectriaceae
Source: the annotation of a GenBank genome assembly
AUGCCUACCCAACUCGAUAAUCUUAUGAAAUCCAAGAACGUCGUCCUCUUCUUUGGAGGCGUCGUCUCCAUGGCAGCAGCAUACACUAUCUGGGGAAACGAUGGCCAAGGAGUGUUUCCUCCUCUAGCAGAUCCCGCGGGUGAUCCUAAGACAUGGUCUAGGGAAGAAUGUCGACUAUGGCUGGACAAGAGAAACCUCCACCCUGACCCAAAGGCCACCAAGGAGGAAUUGAUCGAUAGGAUACUGGCGAACAUGCGCAUUCCAAGAAAGUAG